AUGGCAUCGAAUUUAUCUGAUAUAAUAGAAGCAACGAAUUAUUCGACUGCACCAACGAUAUCAUCAACAAGAAUGUAUAUCAUAAAAGAAACUUGCUACAAAAAAAUUAAAACAAAACAACAACGUUUAAUUUUAAUUUUUUUUGUAGCUGACAAUGGACGAAAUUUGAGCAAUAUGAAAGCAACGGAUCAUUUACAAUCAAAUCUCGAAAUUGUUCCAACAGCACAAUUCAGAAUUCUGAAGGAUGAAACAUUUAUAAUUCAAAAACCGAUCAAACUUCAAACCACUAUGUCAAUUCAGAAAUCCUCGAUCGCGGAUAUUCAGAAAAUUCUACGCUGCAAUGCAACAAAGGAUAGCAGCUUAUCACUACUGACAGAUGCCAUUCAUCCUACCUGGAUUAUCAGACGUCAUUUCACUCAAAAUAACAAUAAACAACCUGAAUCAAAAUUUGAAAUAUCAACGCCAGUAAAGAUUGAUAAUUGGACAGCAGCAAAUGCUAAACGUGUGGAAGCAAAUCGAAAAUUAUUGCAACAACAAAUUCCAUAUAAAUCACCUACCGCAUCUGCCACUUUCAGAGAAACAAUUGAAGAAUAUGAGAGAAUAAUUGGAAUGCAUCAACAACAACAUCAAAAUGUAGCUUCUAAUGGUGAAAAUACACGGAAGCAUGGUACUUCAUCAAAUGGUACUUCCUACAAUAAAGCAUCUGAAAAAUCCAUGGAAAUGAUCGAAGAGCAAUAUGAAAAUGAGAAAUUGAAAAAAACUGUGAAAUAUAAAGGUGGCAAGAAUAUUGAACAAACAGCGCCAAUAUCCGAAAGCCAAGACAAAUACGAUGAUGAUGAUGAUCAUAUUCAGAAUAAAACGACUAUUAAUAAGCAAACAGAACCGGACAGCCAUCAAAGUUAUACAAUCAAAAAAGAACGAGAAGAUAUGCCACGGGAAACUUAUUAUCAAGCAACAAUUGUUCGUAAUGUUUUUGAGGGAAAGCCAACUUUAAUUUCUUCAUCGAACAGCACUGAAACACUUUCUUCUAAUACCGAAUAUUCUCUCACUAAUAAUGAUGACAAUGUGAAACGACAAAUAUGCGACAUUAAAGUCAAUAAAAAUACACAAAUCAUAGAUCCAUCAACGACAACUCUUUCAUACGACAAGCUUUCAAAUGACAAUGGGCAAAUUAGCCGAAGAAUGGCCAGAAGCAAAUACGAUCGCCAAAAAAGAUGUAUAAUUAAUGGAAAUGAAAAGGACAAUUCUGUCAACAAUGUUACAUCAAAACUUCCAUUUCAUUCCCAACAAUCUACGCCUCUGAAAAUUGCCGCAAAUGUUACACUAAAUACGAAACAAACGCCAAUACGAACUUUGCUCUCACGUAAGAAUAAGAAUGAGAAGGAGGAGAUGAAGGAUGAGGAGAAAGAAGAUGAAUAUGAUCUAUCUGAAGGGGAGCAUCAACCAGAUUGGGUCACAAGUUCAUUCAGGCUUGGUUCAAUACGACGAAAAAAGAAUGAAAAGAAUAUGGCAAUGCAACGUAUCCAAAAAGAAAUUGAACUUGAGAAAGAACGAUAUCGUGAAAUGAUAAAGAUGAGGAGAAAUAAUAAAAUAACUUUGUUUUAA
This is a messenger RNA of Cercopithifilaria johnstoni, 1605 nucleotides long. The record is from the annotation of a GenBank genome assembly. NCBI's taxonomy places the organism in Eukaryota, Metazoa, Nematoda, Chromadorea, Rhabditida, Onchocercidae.